CACCUAUUACCGAUUCGAUCUAUUUCGAUGCCAUGAUCUUCAAGUUAGCGUAUGGCACUGGCAGUGGAGGGGUUCGCCAUGGAAAGCACACCAUCCAUUCCGAGUGGUUCUCGCGAAACAGUCGCUGAAGGCCCAGUUUCUCUUGUCUCAAAGAGCCUGCUCGAACGUGAAGGGCAAACUCAGUGUAUUGCGAUAAAGACAUCUACCAUCCACCUCAAAUAUGCCAAAGAACCCCACGAUAUCAUCAAAGAGGCGAGGCUGAUCGCCUCCGCAUGUCAUCCAAAUGUGGUUUCUAUCUUGGGCCAUGACAUCGAUUCAAGCAGCCAGACUAUGAGCUUUUGGAUGCCAUACGUGCCUUGCUCUUUGCUCGUAUUGUUGUCUUCAAACGAUUUCUCUCCCCAUCCACUUGUUUCAAUUCUGGCUGCAGAUCCAUCAAAUCCGAGUCCACGCGAGCAGCGAUUCGUUCUUCUCGCAAAAUCGCUAAUGUUUCAAGUCCUAAACGGUGUGACAUUCCUCCACGAGAAUGCGAGGAUUGCACACCGGGAUAUAAAACCAAGCAACAUACUUCUCACUCUAUCUGGCCGCGUUCAGCUCAUCGACUUCGGUAUAUCCUGGAAAGAAGGGGAAGAUCUCGCCGCAAAAAAAAACGACUUAUGGGUUGAAACCCCGGAAAAGAUGUACUUUGAAGUUUCUACAGGACCAUACCGCGCGCCUGAGCUGUUGUUUGGGCCCAGGAUUUAUGACGCAUUCGCGAUCGAUUCUUGGAGCCUUGGAGCAACUUUCGCGGAAUUCUUCACUUCCGUUUGUCUCUAUAACCCGCUUGACGACGAAGACUUCGACUUUGGAGGCGAUGAGCAGUCUGACUCGGGCGACGAAAGCCCGGCGAAGCCAGCCGAGCCAUUCAUUAUACCAAAGGGACUUCGCGUCGGAGACCCCUCGAACAGGUGGGCUAGAGAUUCUCUAUUUGAUUCCACACGUGGAGAGAUCGGUUUGGCAUGGAGUAUUUUCAAGACACGAGGUUCGCCAAAUGAGACAACUUGGCCAUCCUUUUUGAGCUUACCGGACGCAAACAAGUUGUCCUUCAUAGAUACGCAGCCUGUUGAUCUCCCCUCUAUCCUACCCAAUCUUCCUUCAUCCGCACAGCAGCACGAGGUCGACACAAAAACUCACAUACCCCCAGAGACGAUGUCACCAACUCCUGUUGAUCUGAUUCACCGAUUCCUUGUAUAUGAACCAUCUCAGCGUCUCCGCCCUUCCAAGGCAUUGACUCACUCCUGGUUCACAUCCGAACCACCGUUACUUCUGCCAGCUGACUUCCCUACUACAAGUGCUGAUGGCGAGGCUUCAAUAAGUCUAGGCUGGGGCGGAAAGUCUCUGGGAGAAUGGUUAUCAGAGGUUCAUCCCCAGUGGCGCAAUUCGAAGGGAUGAGUAGAACGAGGGUUUCGAUGGCAUCAUUUAUUACACAAUGCAUAUAAUGUACAAAACAUG
This is a messenger RNA of Suillus clintonianus, 1488 nucleotides long. Its product is annotated as kinase-like protein. The transcript is spliced from 6 exons. Bases 52 to 1428 code for a protein of 458 amino acids. Gene Ontology annotation, biological process: protein phosphorylation. The record is from RefSeq and is a predicted model, not a curated record. Lineage: Eukaryota; Fungi; Basidiomycota; Agaricomycetes; Boletales; Suillaceae. Gene Ontology annotation, molecular function: ATP binding; cyclin-dependent protein serine/threonine kinase activity. Gene Ontology annotation, cellular component: nucleus.